AUGUCUAAAAAAUCUGCACCAUAUGGCCUUUGGGAGUCCCCGAUCACAGCUGAUGCUAUUGCUCAAGAUAGCAUCGCCAUGGGCGACAUCUUCGUGGAUCCAGUCACAAAGGAUAUCUACUACAUAGAACAGCGUGCAUCGGAGGGUGGUCGAUACGUGCUAUUGAGUAACAAGACUCAAAAGGAAGUCUUCGGCACGGACUUUAAUGCGCGCACGCGCGUUCACGAGUAUGGUGGAGCUGCUGCGAUCGCUUAUAACGGGACUGUGUACUCUUCCAAUUUCGCGGACUUCCUAGUCUACGCCGCCAAAGAUGGGAAGAUCAGACCGAUUACACCAGAGGACCCAAACAAGAUUUAUCGCUACGCAGAUUUUUGUGUGCACCCAGUCCACACAGACCUACUCGUUGCUAUCCUAGAAGACCAUACCAAAGACACGCCACACACCGUGCGCAACUCUCUUUGCGUCAUCAACUCCACAGCUAGGACUGUCACGUCCUUGGUUUGCACCGAGGAUGCACAAAAUGAAUUCUAUGCAGCACCCACAUUUUCCCCUUCUGGCGAUAAGAUCGCAUGGCAGUUCUGGGAGCACCCAGACAUGCCUUGGGAAGGUGGACGGAUCUAUGUUGCUGACGUCCAGUACGAUCACAACGCCCAUAAAAUUAGCCUGAGCAAUACGAAGCUGGUAGCCGGUAACGCUAACACAAUCAGUGCGUGUUACCCCUUGUGGGCUUCUGACGACAAGCUUCUCUUCACCUCGGACCAACGCGAGGAGGAAAGCAAGUUUGCAAACCUGUGGGAGUUCACAGAGGCGUGCACCAAGCCAGUCCUCUCAUCUGUUGUGGAGCAAGACUUCUGCGAGCCACCCUGGACGCUUGGGAACUACCCAUUCGCAUUCCUGGAUGCGAAUGGCUCAAAAGCCAUCUGUGUUGCAUGGCGGAAUGGUCGAAGCGUCCUGUAUGUUGUCGAUAUCGCCAUGGGUUCCUACAUGGAGAUCAAAGACAAAUUAUUCGACUUUGUAGUUGUCGAACAUGUCCGUCGUCUGUCGGACUACAGUUUUGUCUUCACAGGACUGCGAAGCAACGCCCCUAGCGCAGCUAUGCUCUGCACUCUUACUGGACCAUCAUUCGUGCCCGAUUUCGAGGUGCUCAAAUCUACCGCAUCGGCGUCCGCUGCACCGUUCCCUGAUGGUAUCAUUUCGCUUCCAACCCCGCUUGAACUUAAACUUCCGAGUGGAAAAAUUGUGUAUGCCGUAUACUACGCUCCAAAAAACCCAGAGUAUGAGGGCUCGAGCAUUCCCGAAGAGAAACCUCCCUGUGUACUUAGCGUACACGGUGGUCCCACGGGAUUAGAGACACAAAAUUUGAACUGGUUGAAGCAAUAUUUCACAAGCAGAGGAUAUGCUUGGUUGGAUGUGAACUACAGUGGCUCUUCGUGCUAUGGACGUGCAUAUGUAGAGCGCCUCAAAGGGAACUGGGGCAUUACCGACGUAAGCGACUGCAUCGAAGCAGUCAAAUCAGCUGAACUCGGCCCCCUCAUCGACACCAAGCGCACUGCGAUCCGCGGCGGGAGCGCGGGUGGGUAUAUUGUACUUGCCUCCAUCUCCCUCGACUCCUCCGCAGCGAGCAAUGUGAAAUUCUUUGCGAGUGCCACGAGCAACUACGGGAUCUCAAACCUGGAGCUACUUGCGGACGACACGCACAAGUUCGAGCUUACGUACAUGGUAAAGCUUCUCGGCGGUACGAAGGAAGAGAUUCCGGACGUGUAUCACAACCGGAGCCCCGAGUAUUAUUCUGCGAACAUUAAAACCCCGUUGCUCGUUCUUCAAGGCAAUGAUGAUGAAGUUGUUCCGCCCCCGCAAUCGUGGACUAUUAUCAAUGGGAUCAUUAAGUCUAAGGGGCAUGUCGAGGCACACUUCUUCGAUGGGGAACAGCAUGGGUGGCGCACGUCAGAAACGAUCAAGAGGGCAAUUGAGUUCGAGAGGGAGUGGUACGAGAAGAUGAUGGUGAGGGGCAGCACCUAAGAAUAAAAUAGCAGUAGUGUAUCAUGUAUGAAUAUGAGCGAGGCGAAGUAGAAAAGAAUAUGUCUGGUUUCAGACUUACUUACGUUGAAGCUUAUUUGCAC
Molecule: messenger RNA, 2120 nt
Organism: Suillus paluster
Lineage: Eukaryota; Fungi; Basidiomycota; Agaricomycetes; Boletales; Suillaceae
Product: Alpha/Beta hydrolase protein
Exons: 6
Coding region: 1-2019 (672 amino acids)
Biological process (GO): proteolysis
Molecular function (GO): serine-type peptidase activity
Source: RefSeq, a predicted model, not a curated record